AUGGCGAUAACAAGGAGGACGAACACGGUAGAUCAGCAACACGAAGAAGAACAUGUCGAGGUGGUGGAUGAAACCAACCUUUCUGAAACCGUCCGUCUAUUGAAACAAGAGAUGGAGGCUACGAAACAACAGCGAGAAAAAUAUGCUAGGGAGCUUUCGGCCUUGAAAGCUGAGAAUGAGGCACUAAGGAAUCAAGACACCUCAUGGAACCCUACUCAGGUAACCCUGAGUACUACGGAUGAUGCUGCAUUGUGUCGCAUUUUCCCCACAUCCCUCAAGGUUCAGUUUGCAACAAGCCGUCCUCAUAGCUUGACAUCUUUGUCGUUGGUUAGCCUUCGGCAAGAUAAGAAAGAAUCGCUUCGAACUUUCAUGGAUCGGUUCAACAAGGCAGCCUUGGAAAUCCGAGAUCUUAACCCGGCGGUAGCACUUCAUCACCUGACGACGGCUUUAAAACCAGGGCCAUUCGUCAAUAGCCUAUGCAAGAAGCCUCCUUCAGAUAUGAAUGAUCUGCGCAGGAGAGCGGAUAAAUAUAUGCAAAUGGAGGAGUUGGCCGAAUUUCGAAAUCAGGCCCGGGCUGACCAGUCGGCCAAGCUUGAGAAACCAAUCGAACAGACAUACAGGGGGCGAGGCAAAGAAAUAGCUCUUCGGGACCGACCCGUGCGAGGUCCCAAAUACUCCAAUUACACCCCUCUUAAUGCAAGCCGGGCCGCGAUACUGGAGCAAGCUUUGGCAGCAGAAGUGUUGGCGGUUCCAAAGAGAGCUUCCACUCCGCCACGCGCCGAUACCAGCAAAACCUGCAGGUAUCACCGAAAUCGCGGACACUCAACUGAAGAGUGUGCCGCCUUAAAAGAUAAAAUUGAAGAUUUGGUCAAGCAAGGCAAGUUGCACAAUUUUGUGGAUCGGCCAGCUUCAUAUCGUCCCCGCUCCUCGUCCCAGUAUCGACACAAUGAUCGGCAUGGGCAGGAUCGGUCUGAUAGACCUCGGCGCGAGCGAAGUAGGUCGCAAGAAAAGAAAGAUGAUUCGGCACCUUCACGUCGGAGGGUCAUAAACACAAUCGCAGGUGGAUUUGCGGGUGGCGGCUCGACAUCUUCUGCCCGAAAGAGACACCUUAGAGCUAUUCGUUCGGUCAAUAAUGUGGAUAGGCAACCUCCCCGACGAUUACCAAUAAUAACUUUCACUGAUGCUGAUUUUCAAGGCAUCGAUCCUGAGCAAGAUGAUCCAAUGGUGAUUAGCGUGGAAAUUCACAACUGCAUAGUAAAGAAAACGCUGGUGGAUCCGAGGUGCCUACACCUCCAGCUUGUCGGACUUGCUUUGACCGAGCCAUAA
This is a messenger RNA of Cajanus cajan (pigeon pea), 1326 nucleotides long. The record is from RefSeq and is a predicted model, not a curated record. Lineage: Eukaryota; Viridiplantae; Streptophyta; Magnoliopsida; Fabales; Fabaceae.